Messenger RNA from Liolophura sinensis, 5350 nucleotides. RefSeq names its product synaptotagmin-16-like. Gene Ontology annotation, molecular function: phospholipid binding. The record is from RefSeq and is a predicted model, not a curated record. Lineage: Eukaryota; Metazoa; Mollusca; Polyplacophora; Chitonida; Chitonidae.
GAAGGUUAUUGUGGUAGUGGUGUAGUGUGUGGGAAGUGGUCUACCAUUGUCUUGUGUCAGCUUGUGGUUAUGUGUGCCAUGUACCCGCUGUAGUGCUGUGAGGUGCCACAGUUCCUAAGGAGCUUCACUAUGACACACUUGCCAUACCCUCUGACUAGCUGCCUACAACUGAAGCUUAUGUGGCCUAUCGGUUCACUUGGUGGUAUAGCCCGGCCACAUCAGUGACGCAGAUCCAAAACAGUCCAAAUCUGAUGCCAGUGUUUAAUGAGCUAUGUAAUAGGACUCCUGUUUGUGGUAGAAGUGUAACGUGAGCCCCUGUAAUGUCUCGUCAUCUCCAGGUGUGCUAGAACCUUAGGAGUUUACCUGUGCCACAAGUGCCUGUGUCACGUUUCUAAGUUGGCUGAAUGGAACGUCUGCUGCUCACCAGGGCUAGGUCUUAAUCCUCCACCCCAUGGGUGUACAUGUACCUAAGGUCUUUGUCAGUCUGCCAUGGUGUACAUCUAUGUACUUUAGUGUACUAUACCCAUAGAACCCCUCAGUGUGACAUACAUAGGCAGACAGUUUUAGGGUGGUAUGUUCAAGCUAUUUGACGGUGAUUGCUCGCCGUCGGCGUUCUUGACCUCGUGCUUUCGGACUAAACCACGGCAAUCUUCCAGUCACACGUUUGACUCGGAUCACGAGGAAAGCAGCAGCGAGGAUUCCUCAGAUGAUGAUACAACAACAGCACCUGCGACGAGGGCGGCAAAGGUCAAAGGUGGCUCUGGCCAGAAUGGACCACUGAAAAAGGUGAACUCGUUUGGGAUUGGUGAAGAUGAGAUAGAUGACACGUCCUCUAGUGAUAGUGACGAUGAUGUAUUGGAGAAGUACCAGGAGGUGAAGAGGUCAGCCAGUACACGCAGCAUCAAGAAUGUCAAGUCUCCCACCACCCUACAGCCUUCAGGCUCAGUGCGCUCUGUGGGUAAAGUUUCUAUCUCAGAGAGAUCCAAACAUGAUGAGUCCAGUGUGGUGGGAAGCGCAGUUGGGAGUAUGGCAGGGAGCGAGGUGGAGGCAGAGGCCAGCAGCCUGGAGGGACCCUCCUCUCCCCACAGCCACUCAGGCACCCAGUCCCCGACAGAUGCUGUCCUGUCCUACCAGAAUGAGGGCUUCCAGCAAACCUCCCCGACCCACUCCAUGGCCAGCGAGGCUCUGUCAGGGGAAGGCAAGGGACUCGGUUCAGAUGAACACCUGUUUGAUGUGAGUGACCUCCAGCAUGAACCUCCGCUUAUCUCCAAAUGUGGCAGCCUUGAAGUCACCUUCCAGUAUGACGCUAAGCAUGCCAGCAUGAGCAUCACCAUCUUACAGGCGCGCGAAGUACCAGCCAAGGAGCGUGGCGGUACCAACCACUCUCAAGUCCGUCUGCUUCUCCUCCCAACCAAGAAACAGAGAGUCAAGACCAAGGUUAGGACAGGUGAAAACCCUGCUUUUGAUGAGACCUUUGUCUUCAGUAAGAUAAAAAAAGAGGAUGUGAACAACAUGGGCGUCCGUUUCCGACUGUAUGGUGUGGAGCGGAUGAGACGGGAGCGGAUGAUUGGUGAAUGUGUGGUAGGCUUUGGCUGUCUGAACCUGGACAUUUCCUCCACUCACUGGGUUGUGCUGGAGCCAAGAAGUAACCUCAGUCAUGGAGAUUCCAAGUUUGAUGUCUCGAGUUUGUCACGGAGUGAGAGCGGGUCUUCCACUCAGUCCAUGCAGCAUGGAGGAAUGCCCGAGCUUCUGUUAGGGCUCUCAUACAACGGCACUACAGGUCGUCUCUCUGUAGAGGUCCUCAAGGGAAGUAACUUCAGGAAUAUGGCAAUGAACAGGGCACCAGAUACCUACGUGAAAUUGACAAUGAUGUCACCGACUGGGCAGGAAAUAGCACGCAGUAAGACCUCCAUCAGGAGAGGACAGCCCAACCCGCUUUUUAAGGAGACUUUCAUGUUCCAGGUGGCUCUGUUUCAAUUAGCAGAGGUCACCCUCAUGGUGUCUGUUUAUAAUAAACGCAGUAUGAAGAAAAAGGAGAUGAUUGGCUGGUUUGCUUUGGGUCAGAACAGCAGUGGUGAGGAGGAGAUGUCUCACUGGGCGGACAUGCGGGAAAAUAAGGGGGAACAGGUGUGUCGCUGGCAUGUUCUUCUGGAGUCCUGAGUCCAGAGAUGAGAGUUCAGUCGCAGAAGAGUAACAGAAUGGCUGAUAUUGUCUGAAUGAGCGAUUAAAAGUGAGCUUUGGUCUUGGAGAAUCUGCGGCCAUUGGCUGAAAGUUACAACUCAUCCAAAUCUGGUGCAAAUUUUUGAUAAUGUUUCAAGGAUAGAAUCUUUUGUGUCUCUGUAAAAGUUUUUAGCUAUGAUAUUUUUUUGGACAUAAAUACCCUAUUGAUAGUAGGAUUUUUCCUGUUCAGUUCCAAAUCACUGUCUUUGUAAGAUACUCUUACACCUCAAAUCAAGAUAGGAGGACAUCGUGUAAAUUUGGAGAUUAGUUUUCAGAAAACUUCUUGUUGACAAAAGAAUUUAGGACAGAUCGGUUGUGAAAACUGUGACAAAGGGAGACAAUCCUUCCACCUGCUCUGUUGAGGAGAUGAUCUCUUCCCAAACAUUGUACUAUACCACAUAUACCUUGUUCAUUUGAUCAGGAAUAUGUAUAUUUGGGUUAAUAUUUUAUGGUAUGCCAAAAUUAACUGUUGAACUUUGUUCUCAUUUACAGUGCUGUAAUUAAUAGUUGAAGAUUUAAAAAAGAAGGGCAAUUGUUAACUCUCAGCAUCUCUGUUAAGUAUGUUUAUGUAAUUUAAAUGUACUGUGGGAAAAUAUUUAAAAGAGUAUGACUACUAUUUGACUGUUUUUUUUAGCACUUUAUUUAUUUUAUAUUGUAUGAUUUGACCACUGCAUGAUAGCAGUGGUAAUAUUGUUGCUGAACAAAGGUAUAUUUAUGGGAAUAAAGUGAAAAUGUACUGGCUGCAUUUUCCCUCCGUAUGUUGAUGUGAUCUCCUCGACACCAAGUUGUCUUCAGCAUAUAGUGUCUAUACUGGGUAAAUAUGGUAAGUCACAUCAAUGCUAUGGCCACAUUAGACUUCCCGCAAUAUUACCAAAUGAUUAUAAAAAGAUAUACAAUAUGUAAAGAUAUACAAUAUGUAAGAAGUGGCAGAAUUUUACCUGAAAACUGAUUAAUUUGAAAGCAGUAGCUCUUUAAAAUUAUCAGGGCUUUCAGCAUAAUAUGGUAAUAUUUCAGAAGGGAUGUGCUGUUGACAUCCUAUAAACAUAUUUCACGGUAAGGCUGCUUUAUAUUGACAUUUUUAAUUCAUGCACAUUGUCAGUGCUGACAUUUGAUAGAUCAGGAUGUAUAACUGUUUCAUCAUUGUCUAAAGCAGGCUUAUUUGGGAAAAGGGUCUCAACCACCCAACAUCUGUUACCGGUUAUCUGUUACUCAUUUAAACAUCUGUUGCCAGAUAUCUAUUACUCAUUUAAACAUCUGCUAUGUUUUUUUGAAGAUUUCAAGUACUGAAAGAUACUGUAAUCUCUUUUUAACUUGAAGUUUUACUGUGUAUGGUGUUUAGUUAAAAUAUCUAAGAUCUGUGAACAUCAGUUUACAAACUGUUUGUGAUUUUGUUGAAAUUUCUACUGGUAUCUUUGGCAACUCUCACUUAUAUGUUUGAUGUGUGAUGAUUGAAACAAAUAUUCUUGUUAACCGCUUUGUUGGUUUUGGCCUAUUUUGUACUUACUAAAUAGAGGUACGUGUAGGUAAUGUUCAGAAAUGCAUAUAUGAUGUAUAGAUGUCUAUUUUUUGUAUCAAUGUUAACUUGGCACCUUUAUUUCUACAUGUGAAAUGUACCUGUACAGGCUGGGCUUAAAUUGGUCAGAUUUACCUGGCUAUUUGACACACCUUAUCACUUGCUCAAUUUGCCCACUAGGCGACUGCACAUGCACAGGCGCAUGUGCAUCCAGCUUCUUAAUGGCUAUUAUAUUUACUAAGCUAUCCAUAAUACACAUUUUAUGCUAUAUGUUUAUGAACAAAUUCUAGAUCUGUGUAACAUUAUAACUACAUGUACAUUCAAGUAGUAUUACACUCUAUAUACAGUAUGAGGUCCAUUCAAGUAAUGUUUAUCAAUGCCUAUAUUGUUAGGCCACACUUACUUAGCUUGUUGUUUUAUGAGUAGAAUAAAUCUUUCUCCAAUGUCAAGAGGAGGGUAUAAAAACAAAGCAUAAGUUAUCUGAUUAGUGGGAAGUGUAUAUUGUCCCAACAAUUUUUCCUGUCAAAGACAUAACAGUUUUUACAUACACAUAAUUGGAUAGUUUUGAAAAAAAAAAACAGAGAAAAUGGAAAGAUGAAUUUUCAGUUUUAUUUCAUUUUAGGACUUUUUAUUUUUGGCUUGCCCAUAGAACACAGCAAAAAAUUGGAAUUGAAUUGAAAAUUCAUGAUAGAUCAGAGAGUAACAGUGACUGGCUGUGUUACAAAUUAUACUUAUAAUGACACUGCUGAUCAAGAGCAAAUGUUAAUCACAAGAAUAAGAAAGAGGCAAGAGUUUUCUUACUUACUGGUGUACAUGUACAUGUAAGGAUCCACUGAAGGAUAACAUGUUUAAUCCUUGGACAUGGUUGUCAUGUCAUAUAUGUUAUAUGGUUAUUGAGCUGUGCUAUCCAUGAUCCAUGACACACAAAAUGACAGUUACAGUUAAUGAGCUGAAAUUUCGCCCAUUGCUAUGUUGCAUGUUUUGUCUGAUUCUGAUAGUUCUGUCGAUCUUAGAAAAAAAUGUUUUAAGGUAUGUUUGGUGGCCCUGAAAAUGCCAGUUUUGGGACACAGUUUUAACUCAUUUAACGUAGUGAUGUAAAUGUUUUCAGCGUAGCUUGUUGAAAAAUUUGUGAUCACAAUGAAUGAGGAUAUUCAUAUUUUGCUUUGUACCUUAAAAAAAAUUAGUGCAGUUGAAACAAAGUAAUUACUGCAAAAUGCCUGUUACUCUGAAUCAUUGACCUAGUCUACCUGCAGUGAAGUAAGCUAUCACAUGUUGGUACAGGUAUAUGUAUUAUGUUUGACUAGGAAAAUAAUGAUGAAGUUCUAAUAAAAUUAGAAAGGAUUUCUUUCAAAGUAAUUCUAAAGUUACCGUGUAAGCCGAAAAAAUUCAUAAAGAUGAUUUGUGUACAAAGCUGUAAAUAUAAUCGUUAUGUUUGUGUAUAUUUGGUCUAUACACCUGAUAUACCCAUGAUGUUCUGGUUUAAUGCCUCUGUACCUCAUCUGUCUUGUUAACUUACUAAAAUCCUCCUGGAUUUGUCCACUCAUAAUCCCUCUCCUUUUUGUAAUCACUUUUCUUCACGUUUGAGUUUUAAUCACAAAAUACACUUUAUUGAAUCAA